Messenger RNA from Stegostoma tigrinum, 1535 nucleotides. RefSeq names its product motor neuron and pancreas homeobox 1 (gene mnx1). Gene Ontology annotation, biological process: spinal cord motor neuron cell fate specification; central nervous system development; endocrine pancreas development. Gene Ontology annotation, molecular function: DNA-binding transcription factor activity, RNA polymerase II-specific; sequence-specific double-stranded DNA binding. The record is from RefSeq and is a predicted model, not a curated record. Gene Ontology annotation, cellular component: nucleus. Bases 298 to 1227 code for a protein of 309 amino acids. The transcript is spliced from 3 exons. NCBI's taxonomy places the organism in Eukaryota, Metazoa, Chordata, Chondrichthyes, Orectolobiformes, Stegostomatidae.
GAGACCAGAGCCGCAACCAAGUGACAACCCCGCUCCAAACAACAACACACAGGCCCCUGAACCAAUGGGGAGAUCUUAGGACUCCUCAAAGUGGGAUUUCUCGGCUCCAGGUGGAGCUAGCUCGCAUCUGGUCCAGUCAAUACAGUCAAGCCCGGGUCACCAGGCUCAGGGGGGGAGAAAAAGGGAGGGAGAAAUCUUCCUUCUUGCGUUUUUUUUCCUCUUCUCCCUUCUUUCCUCCUCCAGUUCUCCCCCUUCCUUCCCCACUCCACUCCCUCUCCCGUUUGGAAUAAAAAGCCGAUGGAAAAAUCCAAAAACUUCCGAAUCGACGCACUCCUGGCCGUCGAUCUUCCCAAACUGCCGGCUUGCUCGCCUCUUGUCACCGCGCCUGCCUCUUCCACAGCCAGCCCGCCAGAGCUCGACCAGCAUCCGGUCACCUCCGACUGCCUGCGGUCCGACAGCCCGAGCCCUCCGCGCUUUAGCCUUGGCAACCUGAUGCCGAAGCCCGGCUUCCUGAGUGUGCACCAGCAUCCCGGGAUGACGGGCCUCCACCCUCACGGGGCCAUCCCGGCCUCGGCUCUCUACGGCCACCCGGUUUACACAUACUCGGCACUGACCGGUCAGUCAAACGCCCUGCCCUACUCCUACCCGCAACUUGCUGCCAGUCACCAUUCGGAACCCGUCAAAGUAACAGCCGGCACUUUCCAGAUCGACCAGUGGCUCCGAGCGUCGACAGCGGGAAUGAUGUUGCCCAAAAUGCCUGAUUUUAACGUACAAACACAGAGCAGCAUGUUGGGGAAAUGCCGCCGGCCUCGAACAGCUUUCACCAGUCAGCAGCUAUUGGAGCUGGAACAACAGUUCAAGCUGAACAAAUACCUCUCCCGUCCCAAAAGGUUUGAAGUGGCCACAUCUUUGAUGCUGACAGAGACUCAGGUUAAAAUCUGGUUUCAGAAUAGACGGAUGAAGUGGAAACGGAGUAAAAAAGCGAAGGAGCAGGCGGCGCAGGAGGCUGUUAAACAAAAAGCGAAGAGCACAGAGAGUAAAUCGGACGAUUAUCAGAGCAAGGCCGGCCUUACUAAAAGCGACCAGAGCAAACAAUCCCGGUUGCGAGACUUCAGAGAGAGUGACGAGGACGGAGGCAGUUUGACGUGUCAUUCGUCGGAAUGCUCCUCAGACGAGGAAGCUGAGCUGAAACAGACACACCAGGGCCCGCCAGUGACCGUCAAAUAGAUCCUGGAAUCCACUUGUCGCCCCAAAACGACCUGUACAGCCGUGGUUCGGCUUGAAUGUUUUCCUUUUGAAGCCAGAUAUUCUCUUUGUGUCCUGUACCUCAGGUUGCCCUGUUGACCAUGUCCCUGAUCUCCGAUCAGUCGCCAUAUAUAAAAAAAGUACUGUUUGUGUAUCUCUCAACGCAACAAUGGGAAAUUGCAAGACUGUAUUGUCUUUAUUUUUAUAUUGUAUUUAUAAGAAUUCGCCUAUAGUUGUGCAUGCUAAGUUAUUGUUUAGCUACAACGUGUGGUUUCUCCCUCAACAUAGUG